Molecule: messenger RNA, 2130 nt
Organism: Malassezia japonica
Lineage: Eukaryota; Fungi; Basidiomycota; Malasseziomycetes; Malasseziales; Malasseziaceae
Exons: 1
Coding region: 1-2130 (709 amino acids)
Biological process (GO): aggrephagy; endosome organization; mitophagy
Cellular component (GO): aggresome; amphisome
Molecular function (GO): zinc ion binding; K63-linked polyubiquitin modification-dependent protein binding; protein kinase C binding
Source: RefSeq, a predicted model, not a curated record
AUGGCCAUCGUGUGGACCUUUCAGGGGGCGCUUGCGGCCGCCGAAGGUGGCGAGCCACAUGCGCCUGUAGCAUGCACACUCGCGCAUGCGAGUGCAGAGAUCCGCCGUACAGCGGCGGCAGCAGCCAAGCACGUCCGCGUCACUCCGAUGGACCUGCGUGUGCUGCUCUACGAUAAGAGCUCGAUGCGUGCGAUCCACAUUCCCGCCGAGCACGACGGCGACGCGGUGGGCCAGGUCUGGCACACGCGCGACCCAGCGUACAUUGCAGCGUCGAUCCCGUCGUGGUCAGAGCGGGGACGCGGCGUGCCCGUGUCGCUCGUGCAGUCGGACGAUGCACAGCGCGUCGUCUGGUGCCGCAACCACAGCCUGUCCGUGCGCGAUGCCGACGCGGUACGCACGCUGCUCAUGCAGCUCCCGACCCUUUUGGCGGAUGCGCCGCCGCGGGGCAAGUCGGGGACCGCACACGUCUAUUACAAGCGCCCUGCCGGCCAGGCACACCGAGAUACCAACGUGAAUGCGGUGCGUGCGAUCGUCGGCGCGCUGCGGAAUGAGCAGGCCCUCGAAAUCGCAUGCUUCUCAUGGGAUCACUCGCAUCCAGGCGGAUCGUUUGCAAAGUGGCCGACGCCAGGAGAAGCGGCGCCCCUGCUCGACGAUAGGGUGUGGUCGGCGUGCCUCGCCGUGUGCGAUCCGGCAUGGGCCGCCGCACAGUCGCGCGAGAGCGAAAUGGUGCAGGAUACACUGGCAGCAACUGCUGCAGCGGCCGUCGUUGCGGCCGCCAAGUCGGUGGCGGCGGCGAACCACGAGGCAGAGCACGACACCGAAAAAGACCAGGAAAAGGCCGAGGCUACACCAAAGGAGAGCAAGGCCGCCGACAUCACGUCCAAGGCUCAGGUGGACAAGCCUGCCGCGUCCACGCCUGCGCACGAGACGGAAAAGACUGCUACGACCCCUGCCAAGAGGGAAACGGCCCAAGAAGCGACGCCAGACCCAGCAGAGGAUGACGAUGCACCCACCAAGACUACAUUGGACGCUGCCGAUACCGACGCAUCCUCGAAAGCCGUGCAUGAUCCUGCCGAGGUCGACGACGGCUCUAUGCCCGACCCCUCGGAAAUCGACAAGAUUCAGAGCGCAUCGCUCAAUACAGACGAGCUACUUGACGAGCUCCAGCGUGGCUUUUCGCGCCUGGUCAGCGAUGCAGCUGAUCGCCCGGCAUGGUGCAACAUCUGCCAAAAGACGCUGUACAAGGACCGCUACAAGUGCAUCUCAUGCCCGAACUGGGACGCAUGUCAAGCGUGUGUCGCCCAGGCUGCGACCGUGCACCCCGGCCACAAGCUGCUGCUUCUUGCCGAUGCCGACUCUGUCCCUAAGGACGCAUACCCCACCCAGUGGGUCGCGCACGUCGGCGUCGACUGUGACGUGUGCCAGAAAGAGAUUGUCGGGCCACGGUACAAGUGCACGCUGUGCGAAGACUACGACCUGUGCACGUCGUGCGAAGCCAGUCCUCUGCAAGCCCACCACCACCAAGACGGAAAAGAGCAUACGUUUGUCAAGCUCGAUACGCCCGAAGACGCCGACGCGUGGGAGCGUCACGCGGCCAAGCACGGCGCCGACGUGCAGCCGAUCCUCGAUGCCUUGUCGCAUGCACAAGCGCUCGUGCCCCACGCCGAGGCGCGCGAGAGGCCCACUUCAGGCGGUGACGCUGCGCACGCGACGCUCGGCGUGCUCGGUGGCCUGCUUGGCAUCGGCCAGGCCGUGCUCGACAACCCUGUGCUUCAAGACCUGGUGCCCGGCCUGCGCAUAGCGUCGCUCUUUGCGUCUGCGUUGCAAGCCAGCGAAAAUGGCACGCCAUUUGUGGACAUGCAAAAACUGGCGGAUGCCAUCUUUCACGUCCUGCACCACGCGCAGCCCGGCCCGAGUCAGGACGAGCACGAGACCGCGCCAUGCCCCGACCCCGUGGAGCCGGCAGAGAGCGAAGGCGCGGCGCCGUACUAUGUCCCGACCGUGCGCACCCCUCAUAUCGAGCAAGCUGACCUGAGUGACGAUGACUGGGAGCAUGCCUCGCGCGAUUUGCACGAUAGCCAAGCGCUGCAGGACGCCAUGGAAGAGGCGCUCCGCAGCGCACGUCCGUAG